This is a messenger RNA of Penicillium salamii, 1590 nucleotides long. Lineage: Eukaryota; Fungi; Ascomycota; Eurotiomycetes; Eurotiales; Aspergillaceae. The record is from the annotation of a GenBank genome assembly.
AUGGGUUUCAUGAGCGCCAAAAGAGCGUACAAUUGGUCGGUACACACCCUUUCCCCCGCGAAAACACAGAUUUUAACUCUGGUAUAUAGGUACAUCUCCCUUGUGGCAGCAUCGUGUAUGGUGCUUUACGGUUACGAUGCAUCUGUGUUCAACUCCGUUCAAGGUUCCAAGAACUGGAUGGCUUGGAUGAAUGAGCCCAAUGCCAACACGAUCGGUGCAGUCAAUACGGCAUACACAGUUGGUGCUAUAUUUGGUGGAUUCUUCCUCGGCGGUCCCUGUGCGGAUCUGCUGGGCCGUAAGAUGGGAAUGGGAAUUGGUUGUAUCAUGGUCAUUGUCGCUACUUUCAUGCAAACUUUCUCUCCUCGCCACAACCUGGCUUGCUUCCUUGCGGGCCGAUGCAUCAUUGGUAUUGGUCAGGGUAUUGCUUUGAUUGUUAUAGCCGCCGGCCCUAUCUACAUCGGCGAACUCGCACCCGCCGAAAUCCGCGGUAAAAUUAUGACUUUCUGGCAGAUGUUCUAUUCGGUCGGAUCUUUCAUCUGCUUCUGGAUCAACUUCGGCUGCACCAAGCACGUCGCCAAUCUAGGCGAGUGGGAUUGGAAACUUGUGGUCAUUUUCCAACUCCUUGUGCCGGUCAUGAUCCUCGUCCUCCUACCUACUAUUCCCGAAAGCCCUCGUUGGUAUGUCAAGAAAGGAAAUCACAUCGAGAAGGCCCGUGCUGCUCUUCGCAAGGUCCGCGACACCGAAGAGGAGGUCGAGCAAGAGCUCCUCGAGAUCCGUGAAGCCAUUGAAUACGAGAAAGAAGCUAUCUCCGGAAACUACUCUGCUCUCUGGAAGGACAAGUCUCUUCGCAAGCGCAUGGCCCUUGCAUUGGUUCUCAACGCUGGUCAACAGGUUACUGGACAAGGCUCGCUCAACUCAUACUCCACCAAGAUCUACAAGAAAGUGUUCACCAGCGAUAGCCAAAUUGCUCUUAUCAAUGCACUGAACGCUACUUUCGGUAUUUUAUUCACCCUUAAUGCCGUCUGGAUCAUCGAUCGCUUUGGAAGAAAAUUCCUUCUGAUUGCUGGUGGUAUCGGCAUGGGCCUUUGCAUGAUUGUCGUUUCAGCUGUCGAGACCGAAACACCGGCACUUGCAAACGGUGCUAAAUCAGAGCCUGUUGGAAUAUCGAUCGUGUUCCUACUAUUCUUGUUCAUUUUCUUCUACAAGCCAUCCUGGGGUGCGACAGUUUGGAUCUGGACAUCCGAAAUCUUCUCCAUGAACGUCCGCGCCCAGGCUGUGGGCAUGGCCUCGCAGACUCAAAACGUCGCCAACGCCAUCGUUCAACAGUUCUUCCCCCUCUUCCUCGACAACGAGGGCUUCUACGCCUUCUACAUGUUUGCGGGGAUCAACUUCCUGCUGGCAGUUUUCGUCUUCUUCUUUAUUCCGGAGACCAAGCAGGUCCCUCUCGAAGAGAUCGAUACUCUGUUCGGUGGCGCCAACCAUGUCGCUCAAGGAGAGGAAGUUCUGGCCUAUAAGAAGGAAGUUGGUUUGAGUAACGAGACUGACGAGAAGCCUGGUGCCGUCACUGUCGAGCGCGUGGGGGACAAAUAG